Molecule: messenger RNA, 630 nt
Organism: Adineta steineri
Lineage: Eukaryota; Metazoa; Rotifera; Eurotatoria; Adinetida; Adinetidae
Source: the annotation of a GenBank genome assembly
AUGAUGUUACGUAUUGAAUAUUCAUCAAUAGUUAAUCGUGAUACAUUUUUCUCAAGACAACAUUCAGAUCAAUUGGAUCAACUUGGAGAUACAUAUUUAUCACGAUAUAUGUCAAAUUUAUCUGUUAAAUCACCUCCUACACGAACAAUUGAAACAUUUGAUCAAUUAACAAUUGAUGGUUUAUAUGAAUAUUUACUACGACUUGAUCCAAAUAUACAAUCAUUAGCUGAAAACUUACGUACUCAUCGUGUUUCUGGUCUUGAUUUAAUAAAUUUCAAUGAAAAUGAUUAUGAAAAUUUAAAUAUAUCAUAUGGUGAGAAGAAAAAGCUUCAACUAUUAAUUGAACGAAAAAAAUUAAAUUCGAAGGUAUCGGAUACAACACAAACACCAAAUGAAAUUAUUGAAUUAAAAUCUGUAAUUAAAAAACAAGAAGAAGAUAUUCAAGAAAAAAAUAAAUCUAUUCAACAACUUGAAGAUAUUUUAGAAAAACAAGAACAACAAACACAACUUCAAAAUGCAAUUAUUCAACAAUUACAAGAUGCUAUGGAAAAACAAAAACAAGAAAUGGAUAUGUUAUUGGAAUUAGUAGAACAACAACGUGCACUUAUUUCAGCUUCACAAAAAUCUUAG